This is a messenger RNA of Coregonus sp. 'balchen', 39586 nucleotides long. Lineage: Eukaryota; Metazoa; Chordata; Actinopteri; Salmoniformes; Salmonidae. The record is from the annotation of a GenBank genome assembly.
AUGCUUAAGAAUACACAGUGGCAGUCUGGCUGCUGUUUCUGUGCUGCUGUGGGAAACCUGAGGGAGAAACAGCAGCUGCAUCCUCACACACUGACGUGGGGCUGUCGCUACAGAGCAGAGCUUGGUCAACAUGUGCAGUCUCUCAGCCCCUCUUCCUCCUGACUCACUUACUGUUGAUGACACACACAGAGGAUGUUAUGAGGUGCCUGCCUGCCCUUUAUCCCAAACCACUGUCUCGCUGCCUUUGGACUCUCAGUGGCAGUGGUUGCAUCUCAAAUGCCACCCUAUUCCUUGUACAGUGCACCCUAUGGGCCCUGGACAAAAGUAUUGCAUUUUAUAGGGAAUAGAGUGCCAUUUGGAAUGCAGACUCCGUGUAUCCUGUCUUAGUACUUUUCUCAGUGAGGGAGCUAGUAGGCCACAUCUCCGCUGCAGUCCAACUCAACACAAUAGAGUUCAGUGCUAUACAAUAGUAGGUCUCUCCACUGGAUGUGAUGCUGCGGUAGGAGCCAAAGGCAGCCUGCUACACCCUCGUUCACAAUGGUGUCAAAUCACAGCAACAAACAUUUUAAUAUUUCCCCAACCACAGUCCACAUCACUGUGCCCUCUGUCACUAGUUGUCUCACUCUUCCCUCUCCAGUCCAGAAACUCACUCCCCUUCCUGUUGUUAUCAUUGUGUGUUUGAAGUUGACUACAUGUACAUUGAAGUCAGACGGCGUAGAAUCACUGAUCUUCAAAUCACCUUGCAUUCCAAAUAACUACUCAUUAACUGAUCAAGAUGAGUUAUUCUGCACCUCGCCUUGGCCAAACUAAUCCCCUCAAACACGCUUAAUGUCUGAUAUGCUUUUUCUCUCCCAGAAUGCUAUGCAGAUUGUGGGCUUCAUGGAGGAUGAGGUGCAGUCGGUCCUGGAGCUGGUAGCAGCCGUCCUCAAACUGGGGAACAUUGAGUUCAAACCAGAGUCCAGGGUCAACGGCUUCGACGAAAGCAGGGUCAAGGACAAGAAUGGUGAGACCAUAGUGUACCUGGAUAACCAGCAGCUUUACUGUGGGACACAAUGUGCUGUUACACUACACAUGCAUACACAUCUCACUUUUUAAAUAACUUUGGCGCACACUUGUGGAUUUCCCUUGCAUCUUGAAAAUGUAAAUAUAAUGUAUUGUGGUGGUAGAAAAUAUUGUUUUAGUUAUGCAUUGUCUGGUCAAUUUAAGGACGUAUAAAACAUAAGCUAUAAGAUAAGCAUUCUGGAAUCAAUUAGAUUAUAACCACUGACCAAUGGUAAGUCCCUCCACAAGCCAUACCAGUAAGUUCCAUCAGCAGUAGCCUAUGUGUUUGUUGUUGCACUGCCCCCUACUGGUUAAUGUUUAAUUUCAUGGUUUACUAAAGCCGGGUGUUCAGUCAUGGUCAAAAGUUUUGAGAAUGACAAGUAUUGGUCUUCACAACGUUCGCUGCUUCAGUGUUAUGAGAUUUUUGUCAGAUGUUACUAUGGUAUACUGAAGUAUAAUUACAAGCAUUCCAUAAGUGUCAAUGACUUUUAUUGACAAUUACAUUAAGUUUAUGCUAAUAUUGACUCUUUGUAGUGUUGACCCUUCUUUUUCAAGACCUCUGCAAUCCGCCCUGGCAUGCUGUCAAUUAACUUCUGGGCCACAUCCUGACUGAUGGCAGCCCAUUCUUGCAUAAUCAAUGCUUGGAAUUUGUCCGAAUGUGUGGGUUUUUGUUUGUCCACCCGCCUCUUGAGAAUCGACCACAAGUUCUCAAUGGGAUUAAGGUCUGGGGAGUUUCCUGGCCAUGGACCCACAUUUUCUAUGUUUUGUUCCCCGAGCUACUUAGUUAUCACUUUUGCCUUAUGGCAAGGUGCUCCAUCAUGCUUGAAAAGGCAUUGGUCGUCACCAAACUGUUCUUGGAUGGUUGGGAGAAGUUGCUCUCAGAGGAUGUGUUGGUACCAUUCUUUAUUCAUGGCUGUGUUCUUAGGCAAAAUUGUGAGUGAGCCCACUCCCUUGGCUGAGAAGCAAUCCCACACAUGAAUGGUCUCAGGAUGCUUUACUGUUGGCAUGACACAGGACUGAUGGUAGCGCUCACCUUGUCUUCUCCAGACAAGGUGUUUUCCGGAUGCCCCAAACAAUCGGAAAGGGGAUUCAUCAGAGAAAAUGACUUUACCCCAGUCCUCAGCUGUCCAAUCCCUGUACCUUUUGCAGAAUAUGUCUGUCCCUGAUGUUUUUCCUGGAGAGAAGUAGCUUCUAUACUGUCCUUCUUGACACCAGGCCAUCCUCCAAAAGUAUUUGCCUCACUGUGCGUGCAGAUGCACUCACACCUGCCUGCUGCCAUUCCUGAGCAAGCUCUGCACUGGUGGUGCCCCGAUCUCGCAGCUGAAUCAACUUUAGGAGACGGUCCUGCCACUUGCUGGACUUUCUUGGGUGCCCCGACGCCUUCUUCACAACAAUUGAACCCCUCUCCUUGAAGUUCUUGAUGAUCCAAUAAAUGGUUGAUUUAGGUGCAAUCUUACUAGCAGCAAUAUCCUUGCCUGUGAAGCCCUUUUUGUGCAAAGCAAUGAUGACGGUACGUGUUGGUUAACAGAGGAAGAACAAUGAUUUCAAGCACUACCCUCCUUUUAAAGCUUCCAGUCUGUUAUUCUAACUCAAUCAGCAUGACAGAGUGAUCUCCAGCCUUGUCCUCGUCAACACUCUCACCUGUGUUAAAGAGAGAAUCACUGACAUGAUGGCAGCUGGUCCUUUUGUGGCAGGGCUGAAAUGCAGUGGACAUUUUUUUGGGGGAUUAAGUUCAUUUUCAUGGCAAAGAGGGACUUUGCAAUUCAUCUGCUCACUCUUCAUGACAUUCUGGAGUAUAUGCAAAUUGCCAUCAUCAAAACUGAGGCAGCAGACUUUGUGAAAAUUUGUAUUUGUGUCAUUCUCAACUUUUGACCACGACUGUACACUACAUGAUUUUGGCUUUUUCAAUUUCAGUCAAGGGGAGGGUUUAGUAUUUUUUUUAAAUCUAGUUCAGGGGAGGGUAAUGUAAUUUGUUAUUGUCAUUUCAAUAUUUCUCAGUGUUUUAGAAUUACCGUAUUUUCCGCACUAUUAGGCGCACCGGAGUAUAAGCCGCAGCAGCUAAAUUGAAUGAUGUGUACAUAUAUAAGCCGCAUUGGACUAUAAGCCGCAGGUGUUUUAAUGUGUAAUUACCAUAUGUAAGGGUUCGUGCACAGCGUGGAUUGUCGGGAAAGAGACAAACUGUCUCGCUCUCGUAAUGUCUCUCGUUCUGUCUCUCGUACCACUCUCGGUUCCACUUUUACUUUUGCGCGCUACCUGUCUCACUCUUUUCCGGCCUGCAGCUUUUCCUGCUGGAGCCCGCCGCUUAAAGGUGGGGGGCGCGGACCGGUCAUAGAGCCCAUAGAGUUAAAGUUGGUGGACUGUAACCUGUAAAAUCCAUAGAUUUAGGAGGUCUUCUAGUGGCCGUUAGCUGUAAAAAUCCAUAGAUUAGCCGCACCGUUAUAUAAGCCGCAGGGUCGAAAAAUGGGGGAAAAAGGCGCGGCUUAUAGUCCGAAAAUUACGGUAGUUGCUUAUUAAGCUAUAUAUCAAUGUGUGCCUGAUGCCACCCCUCAUCUCUGAUUCUCCGCUGGGGGUGCAAUAAAUGUGCCUAUAGGCUAUUUAGUGUGGUCUCAAUCAAAUGAUCCAUAAACUAUAUGUUAUGAAGUGCAUGCUCGGAGAAGCAACAGAGCAAAGUUAUAUUUCUGCUGUAAAUACAACUAGGCUGCAUUACACACUGCAAUGGAUAUUCAAACCCUGAUCCCAGGCCUGCUCUGUUCUUGCUGAUCAAAAACGUUAUUGUGUGCUGCCUAACCAAUGGCUGUGCUGUGUAGGCCUACAGUGGCAGUUCAGGAGAAAAGUCAAAGGCUAUGUCCAAAUGUUCAUAUUUUUUCAGACUGGCCAAUAACCUAUGUUCUGUUCAGUUUGAGAAGGAGAGCGCCAAGAUGAGAAGGAGGACCUGGGGUCAACUUUGAUAAUUGAUUUGAUUUAAAAACAAUAUGUUUCUUGCCCAUGAUGUAUUUAUCAGAGUUAUUGACCUCACAAUAAGCCAGAUUCUAGUAACUUAAAUUGUGGUGCUGAAACUUGAAGCAUUAGCCACGACACAAUCAAUAGAAAGGGUCAGCUCAUGGUGCUGAAAGUAGAAACAUUUGAGUAGGCAUAAUUCAUUUAAACAGUCUUCAUUUUAAUUAGACUUUACUAUCAACAAGAGGGCUAAGGGAGGGAGUUUAUUUAUUCCUAAGUAAGAGGUAGGCCUACCUGUUUGACAGACAAGAUUAGGCUAUAGGCUGCUAUAUCCAUAGAUUUGUCGGUCAAUUCCUCCACCCACCAUGCACUCUUUAAAUAGCCUACUUCCGUGUCAGUGAAGGGCUGUUAAGUUAACACCAAGACUCGAAUUGAGGGGAUAUGAGGGUAUUCCAUAGGCCUACCUUUUUAUUAAAGAAAAUGGGGGAAAAAGCUUAGGCCUACCCCUUGUUAGCUUAAUAUUUAGAAGAAAAUAAAACGGGGAUCCGAUUUAUAUAGAGUGAGAUAGAUAUAUAUAUAUAUAUAAAACAGUGCUUUGUUCCGUGACGCUUCAUGCUAGAAACAAGCUGUAAAAUACCCGGGAAAGACUUGAUACAUAUGGGGAUAUCAUUGAUUUGUUUCGUUGACAUUCAGAGGCUGCGUUACAACCUUCUAUAGCCGAGGAGACAAAAAAUAGACUUUGCUUGGGAAGUCAUCUAAUUCUGUCACUAUCAAUUGAUUAACCUUUUCACUUUCUGUACAAUAGAAGAUGUUUAAAUCCAGACAGCUUUUAGGGAAACACUUGUGACCUUCUGUCAUUGGGUUAAGCCAUGGAAGAAGAGUAGCCAGCAGUUAAAGCGUACAUUUGUCUGUGUUGGUAGGCCUACUCUGUUUGGGGUGGAUAGGUAGGCAUAACUUUUGAAAGUACCAUGCUCAGAUUCUUAAUGAUACCUCAAAUUUAAUUAUUUGCAAACAGGGACAGUUUCGUUGCAAACAAGACACACUGAUUUGGCAUUGGAUAAGAUGAAAACACAGGCCUCUCGCUCUGUCCGUUCUUAGCCUGUCAUUUCGGUAAUUUGUGUGGUAUUACAAAAUAUUAUAAUAAUAUUUAAAAUGACGUAGAAUUGCAUUAAAUGUUUAUAAAAGGUUAUUUUUUCUCGGAACUGCAAAUACGAUGAUGGAUUCAUGCAAUACUUUUACUAUAAAGGAUAUCUUUCCACCCGUAGUCUUGUCUACAGUGUUCUGCGAACCCACAACCUUCUGGCCCGCAGCCCUGUGCGCUUUCAAAAUUCCUGUGUUACUAUGUAAUACUUACAGGAUGAAAAACUGUUUCUAAAACUGCAUAUCUAGGGCUCUGGUCUGUCCAAGAAGUCAGGGUAAACGGUAGACAUGUUCUCUGCGAGCCACUUUGUUUUAAUUAUUAUGUUGGAUAUAGGGGAGGGUCACUUGUUUUUUUUGAUUCAAGCGUUCAUGGAGGGUUUAGGUAAAAUAGGGAGGGCCGUCCAUUUUCAAUUGAGAGGGGUCCAAUUUUCUCCAUGUAACCCUUUUUUAUGAAUAACAUUCACUGCUUAACUACAGUUUGCAAUAGUAUGCAAUGUUUUCUGAUGGUAUGUACAGUAGGCCUACUGAUAGAACUGCUCACAGCUCUCCCCUAUUAAGCAAAUGUAAUAUUUUGCAUGUCUGAAUAACCCAGCCAUGGCACAACUUUGCAUUCUUUCUUUGCAAACAAAACGCCUUUCUAAUCUACAUGAUACACUGAAGUGGAAGAACUCCACAUGACCUGUGGUGUGAAUCAUAAAAUCUACACUUCUACUUUCUACAUUUAGACCAGGUUAUUAAUGGGAUUUCCCCUUGUGACCAAUUGACAGCUUUCACUAUACACAUGUGUCACAUUUGUAUGUCUCCCGAGUGGCGCAGUGGUCUAAGGCACUGCAUCGCAGUGCUAGCUGUGCCACUAGAGAUCCUGGUUCGAAUCCAGGCUCUGUCGUAGCCGGCCGCGACCGGGAGACCCAUGGGGCGGCGCGCACAAUUGGCCCAGCGUCGUCCAGGGUAGGGGAGGGAUUUGGCCGGCAGGGGAUGUAGCUCAGUUGGUAGGGGUCUGGGUUCGAUAAAAUAAUGUAUGCACUAACUGUAAGUCGCUCUGGAUAAGAGCGUCUGCUAAAUGACUAAAAUGUAAUGUAAAUAUUUGUCAACAACACUACUCUUACAUAAGACAAUUGAGUGAGACGAUUGACCUGUAAAUACCUAAAUACAUUAAGGCUAAUGCACCAACUCCUCUUAAACACUACUCUGUCCGGCUGCUUUGGGGUAUCCUGGCCAGGAGACACAACACUGAUCCUAAAGAAGACUGUCUGAGAACACAGAGAGUAGAUCAUCUUAUCUCUCUAAGGAAAGGGUUUAGCUAAUGCCCUUAUGGUUACCCACUGGAACCCUGAUACUGGCAUCAAGUGGCAUUGUUGGUAAAGCUAAAUAUUGAUAUGGAUUCCUUAUUCACUUGGGAUAGAUUUCCUUUAUUGAUGCGUGUCAUCUAGUCAUUACCUAUUUGUUUCCUUGCCUUCGGCCUGUAUACAAAGCUCUAUGAUUUGAGUGUCUGUUGUUCUGUUAGUGAGUGUGUGUUUCCUCUGCUCUAUCUUCCAGAUCUGAAGGAGAUGUGUGAGCUGUUGGGGAUUGAGCAGUCUGUGCUGGAGAGGGCUUUCAGCUACCGCACUGUGGAAGCCAAGAUGGAGAAGGUGUCUACCACACUCAAUGUGGCCCAGGUGAGAAGAUCAGCACUGUAUAGCAUCACACUUAUUUAGUUCUAUCUAUUUAAACAUGAGUGUGUGUAUAUAAUGUAAUAGUGUAUGCCACUUUUAUCAACAUACAGUGAGUUGGAGUGCAUUGAUUUUAUGUAUUUAUUUUAGUAAUACCUUUUUUCUUUUUUUUUUGACAACAAACAAAAAAACAUACAUAGACAAAAUCAAUAAACAACUUAAUGUUUACAUUAAUACAUUUCCAGAAACAUUCAUGACAUCACACUUGCUCAAUCCCACAUGUUCCCAUUGUAUCCGCACCAAUGUUGUUUCUAAUACUAGACUACCCCGUAUGACAGUGCAUUGAUUUUAGUAUGUAUAUGUGAUCCCUGUGGGACUUGAACCCACAACCUUGACUUUGCUAGCGCCAUACCCUCACCAACUGAGCCACAUACGACCACCACCUGUCAUCAGUGUAUAGCAACAUACUUCCUUUCAUGAUAGCACUGACAGACGAAGUCCCAAGGGAUGUUUCACACUCCAGUUGUUUUGUGGGUGGAUGAGAGGAUUAUUUCCCUUUGACUUAGUUCUCUGGCUAGCUUACUUCCCAUCUACUGUACAUGGAAACAUAUCCAUUAUGGAUUAGGAUUUGGUGAAUUCUCCCUUGGAAAAUGCAGAAGUGGGCCAGGUUUUGGAGGUUAGUGAGGUCAGGCACAUUCAGGUUUUAGAUAAGAGGAAUAGAAGCUAGUCUCCUCUCCCUAUGCUGGAGGUUUGAGUUCAGGCAACAUUCAGUUGGUGAUGAGAAGAAGAAUGUCAGAGGCUAGUCCUCUCCCUUGUCCUCUCCCUAGUCCUCUCCCUGUUCUCCACAAAAGCAGCUUAUGAAGAAGGGUACUAUGAAGGGAUGAGCUUCACUCCUCCUGAAGUGUGAUUUAAACAUCCUUGGCAGUUUUCUGGUAGCCUGGUCCCAGUGCUAUUUGUGCUGUGUUGCCAACUCUUAAACUCAUUACCAUAAAAAUGACCAUAGGAGUUGACAAGACAGCACAAACAGAUCUGGGACCAGGCUACAGAUCUGGUUCUUUGAGACUGGGACACCCUCCCCUGUUGCUACUGUGUGCUGUCUCUUAUCUUCACAAACAUCCGGCCAGAUGGCGUAAACAGAAGGGUAUAAAAAGGCCAGGCUGAGACAAUAAAUCGGAGCACAUUGGUUAGAGCCCUUGGAGGAAAUAUCAAACUAAAGGAGCACCAGCUCAUCCAUAGCACAUCAUCACCAGUCAAAAAUCACCUCCUAGAAGUGUUUGUUUGUCAGGGAGGUUAUGCCUGGUCCUGUCCAUGCCACAGCGCUCUGUCAAUCCAAGUUAAUCUCUUCCGGUGUGUGUGUGUUGUUUACAUGAGGAAUGACAGCCUCUCUACUCCAGUGUGGCUGUAUGCCAGAGGAUGAGCCUCCCUAACUAUAGGGAUGUUUUUCGGCCCACGCUAGGACACGCCUCCUCAGACAGCUCAAUGUAUAAUUUCACUGUUGUUUCCUUGUGGAUGGUUGGAAUGAGAAACAUUCUACAGCUGGAAUCACAGCUUGACUGAUGUCACUUCACAUCCAUAGAGACUGAUCUAUCGCUGUCCCAGUUGAAUGCUACGCUACUACAAGCAUUUACCAGAGAUAUUUACUACAGCUUUAUUUCUCUGUAUGAGAGCACUGAAAUCUACACUGAACAAAAAUAUAAAACGCAACAUGUAAAGUGUUGGUCCAAUGUUUCAUGAGCUGAAAUAAAAGAUCCCAGAAAUGUUAGUGAGCAUUUCUCCUUUGCCAAGAUAGUCCAUCCACCUGACAGGUGUGGCAUAUCAAAAAGCUGAUUAAACAGCAUGAUCAUUACACAGGUGCAUCUUGUGCUGGGGACAAUAAAAGGCCAUUUUAAAAUGUGUAGUUUUGUCACACAACACAAUGCCACAAAGUUUUGAGGGAGCGCGCAAUUGGCAGUCUAACUGCAGGAAUGUCCACCAGAACUGUUUGCAGAGAAUUUAAUGUUAAUUCACCAUAAGCCACCUUCAACAUCGUUUUAGAGAAUCUGGCAGUAUGUCCAACCGGCCUCAUAACCACAGACCACGUGUAUGGCGUUGUGUGCAUGAGCGCUUUGCUGAUGUCAACAUUACGAACACAGUACCCUAUGGUGACGGUGGGGUUAUGGUAUGGGCAGGCAUAAGCUACGGACAAUGAACAUGAUUGCAUUUUAUCGAUGGCAAUUUGAAUGCACAGAGAUACCGUAACAUGAUCAUGAGGCCCAUUGUCGUGCCAAUCAUCUGCCGCCAUCACCUCAUGUUUCAGCAUGAUAAUGCAUGGCCCCAUGUCGCAAGAAUCUGUACACAAUUCCUGGAAGCUGAAAAUGUCCCAGUUCUUCCAUGGCCUGCAUACUCACCAGACAUGUUACCCAUUGAGCAUGUUUGGGAUGCUCUGGAUCGACGUGUACGACAGUGUGUUCCAGUUCCCGCCAAUAUCCAGCAACUUCGCACAGCCAAUGAAAAGGAGUGGUAAAACAUUCCACUGGCCGCAAUUAACAGCCUGAUCAACUCUAUGCGAAGGAGAUGUGUCGCGCUGCAUGAGGCAAAAGGUGGUCACACCAGAUACUGACUGGUUUUCUGAUCCACACCCCUACUUUUUUUUUAAGGUAUUAGAGCCUAAUUUAUGUAUUUAAAUUGACUGAUUUCCUUAUAUGAACUGAAACUAAAAUCUUUGUAUAUACUAAGCCCUUAUUGUGUGAUUUGCAAGGCCUACUAUGCCCGUGAUGCCCUGGCCAAAAACCUCUACAGCCGUCUGUUCAGCUGGCUGGUCACAAGGAUCAAUGAAAGCAUCAAGGUAGGUCUGGUCUCAUUAAGCCAUUGACUGUAAAGAUAUAAGCCCUACCAAAGUAGAUUAAAAGGACUAUGAUUUUAUAUAUACACUACCGGUCAAAAGUUUUAGAACACCUACUCAUUCAAGGGUUUUUCUUUAUUUUUACUAUUUUCUACAUUGUAGAAUAAUAGUGAAGACAUCAAAACUAUGAAAUAACACAUGGAAUCAUGUAGGAAUCAAUAGUGUUAAACAAAAUAUAUUUUAUAUCUGAGAUUCUUCAAAUAGCCACCCUUUGCCUUGAUGACAGCCUUGCACACUCUUGGCAUUCUCUCAACCAGCUUCACCUGGAAUGCUUUUCCAACAGUCUUGAAGGAGUUCCCACAUAUGCUGAGCACUUGUUAGCUGCUUUUCCUUCACUAUGCGGUCUGACUCAUCCCAAACCAUCUCAAUUUGGUUGAGGUCGGGGGAUUGUGGAGGUCAGGUCAUCUGAUGCAGCACUCCAUCACUCUGUCUUGGUCAAAUAGCCUUUACACAGCCUGGAGGUGUGUUGGGUCAUUGUCCUGUUGAAAAACAAAUGAUAGUCCCACUAAGCCCAAACCAGAUGGGAUGGCGUAUCGCUGCAUUAUGCUGUGGUAGCCAUGCUGGUUAAGUGUGCCUUGAAUUCUAAAUAAAUUACAUACAGUGUCACCAGCAAAGCACCCCCACACCAUAACACCACCUCCAUGCUUUACGGUGGGAAAUACACAUGCGUAGAUCAUCCGUUCACCCACGCCGCGUCUCACAAAGACACGGCGAUUGGAACCAGAAAUCUCAAAUUUGGACUCCAGACCAAAGGACACAUUUCCACCGGUCUAAUGUCCAUUGCUCAUAUGUCUUGGCCCAAGCAGGUCUCUUCUUCUUAUUGGUGUCCUUUAGUAGUGGUUUCUUUGCAGCACUUAGUGAAUCAGGCCUUCAUGGUCCAAGUCACCUCUGACCAGUUGAUGUUGAGAUGUGUCUGUUACUUGAACUCUGAAGAAUUUAUUUGGGCUGCAAUUUCUGAGGCUGGUAACUCUAAUGAACUUAUCCUCUGCAGCAGAGGUAACUCUGGGUCUUCCAUUCCUGUGGCAGUCCUCAUGAGAGCCAGUUUCAUCAUAGCGCUUGAUGGUUUUUGUGACUGCACUUGAAGAAACGUUCAAAGUUCUUGAAAUGUUCUGUACUGACUGACCUUCAUGUCCUAAGGUAAUGAUGGACUGUUGUUUCUCUUUGCUUAUUUGAGCUGUUCUUGCCAUAAUAUGGACUUGGUAUUUUACCAAAUAUGGCUAUCUUCUGUAUACCACCCCUACCUUGUCACAACACAACUGAUUGGCUCAAACACAUUAAGAAGGAAAGAAAUUCCACAAAUUAACUUUUAAGAAGGCACACCUGUUAAUUGAAAUGAAUUCCAGGUGACUACCUCAUGAGACUGGUUGAGAGAAUGCCAAGCAUGUCCAAAGCUGUCAUCAAGGCAAAGGGCUCCUACUUUGAAGAAUCUCAAAUAUACAGUUGAAGUUGGACGUUUACAUACACUUAGGUUGGAGUCAUUAAAACUUGUUUUUCAACCAAUCCACACAUUUCUUGUUAACAAACUAUAGUUUUGGCAAGUCGGUUAGGACAUCUACUUUGUGCAUGACACAAUACAUUUUUCCAACAAUUGUUUACAGACAGAUUAUUUCACUUAUAAUUUACUGUAUCACAAUUCCAGUGGGUCAGAAGUUUACAUACACUAAGUUGACGGUGCCUUUAAACAGCUUGGAAAAUUCCAGAAAGUGAUGUCAUGGUUUUAGAAGCUUCUGAUCAUUUGAGUCAAUUGGAGGUGUGGAUGUAUUUCAAGGCCUACCUUCAAACUCAGUGCCUCUUUGCUUAACAUCACGGGAAAAUCAAAACAAAUCAGCCAAGACCUCAGAAAAACAAUUGUAGACCUCCACAAGUCUGGUUCAACCUUGGGAGCAAUUUCCAAACGCCUGAAGGUACCACGUUCAUCUGUACAAACAAUAGUACGCAAGUAUAAACACCAUGGGACCACGCAGCCGUCAUACCGCUCAGGAAGGAGACUGGUUCUGUCUCCUAGAGAUGAACGUACUUUGGUGCGAAAAGUGCAAAUCAAUCCCAGAACAACAGCAAAGGACCUUGUGAAGAUGCUGGAGGAAACGGGUACAAAAGUAUCUAUAUCCACAGUAAAACGAGUCCUAUAUCGACAUAACCUGAAAGGCUGCUCAGCAAGAAAGAAGCCACUGCUCCAAAACCGCCAUAAAAAAGCCAGACUACGGUUUGUAACUGCACAUGGGGACAAAGAUCGUACUUUUUGGAGAAAUGUCCUCUGGUCUGAUGAAACAAAUAUAGAACUGUUUGGCCAUAAUGACCAUCGUUAUGUUUGGAGGAAAAAGGGGGUAGCUUGCAAGCCGAAGAACACCAUCCCAACCGUGAAGCACGGGGGUGGCAGCAUCAUGCUGUGGGGGUGCUUUGCUGCAGGAGGGACUGGUGCACUUCACAAAAUGGAUGGCAUCAUGAGGAAGGAAAAUUAUGAGGAUAUAUUGAAGCAACAUCUCAAGACAUCAGUCAGGAAGUUAAAGCUUGGUCGCAAAUGGGUCUUCCAAAUGGACAAUGACCCCAAGCAUACUUCCAAAGUUGUGGCAAAAUGGCUUAAGGACAACAAAGUCAAGGUAUUGAGUGGCCAUCACAAAGCCCUGACCUCAAUCCUAUAGACAAUUUGUGGCAGAACUGAAAAAGCGUGUGCGAGCAAGGAGGCCUACAAACCUGACUCAGUUACACCAGCUCUGUCAGGAGGAAUGGGCCAAAAUUCCCCCAACUUAUUGUGGGAAGCUUGUGGAAGGCUACCUGAAAUGUUUGACCUAAGUUAAACAAUUUAAAGGCAAUGCUACCGAAAUACUAAUUGAGUAUGUAAACUUCUGACCCACUAUUAUUAUUCUGACAUUUCACAUUCUUAAAAUGAAGUGGUUUCCUGGGACUAAACACCUCCCUCUGCAACUGGAUCCUGGACUUCCUGACGGGCCGCCCCCAGGUGGUAAGGGUAGGUAACAACACAUCUGCCACACUGAUCCUCAACACGGGGGCCCCUCAGGGGUGCGUGCUCAGUCCCCUCCUGUACUCUCUGUUCACCCAUGACUGCAUGGCCAGGCACGACUCCAACACCAUCAUUAAGUUUGCCGACGACACAACAGUGGUAGGCCUGAUCACCGACAACGAUGAGACAGCCUAUAGGGAGGAGGUCAGAGAUCUGGCCGUGUGGUGCCAGGACAACAACCUCUCCCUCAACGUGACCAAGACAAAGGAGAUGAUUGUGGACUACAGGAAAAAAAAGAGGACUGAGCACGCCCCCAUUCUCAUCGACGGGGCUGUAGUGGAACAGGUUGAGAGCUUCAAGUUCCUUGGUGUCCACAUCACCAACGAACUAUCAUGGUCCAAACACACCAAGACAGUCGUGAAGAGGGCACGACAAAGCCUAUUCCCCCUCAGGAGACUAAAAAGAUUUGGCAUGGGUCCUCAGAUCCUCAAAAAAUUAUACAGCUGCACCAUCGAGAGCAUCCUGACUGGUUGCAUCACCGCCUGGUAUGGCAACUGCUUGGCCUCUGACCGCAAGGCACUACAGAGGGUAGUGCGUACGGCCCAGUACAUCACAGGGGCAAAGCUCCCUGCCAUCCAGGACCUCUAUACCAGGCGGUGUCAGAGGAAGGCCCUCAAAAUUGUCAAAGACUCCAGUCACCCUAGUCAUAGACUGUUCUCUCUGCUACCGCACGGCAAGCGGUACCGGAGUGCCAAGUCUAGGUCCAAAAGACUUCUACCCCCAAGCCAUAAGACUCCUGAACAGCUAAUCAUGGCUACCCGGACUAUUUGCACUGCCCCCCCACCCCAUACUUUUUACGCUGCUGCUACUCUGUUAAGUAUUUAUGCAUAGUCACUUACUCUACCCACAUGUACAUAUUACCUCAACUACCUCAACUAGCCGGUGCCCCCGCACAUUGACUAUGCAACGGUACCCCCCUGUAUAUAUAGCCUCCCUACUGUCACUUUAUUCUAUUGUAUAUAUAGCCUCCCUACUGUCACUUUAUUUUUACUUCUGCUCUUUUUUUCUCAACACUUUUUUGUUGUUGUUUUAUUCUUACUUUUUUGUUUAAAAUAAAUGCACUGUUGGUUAAGGGCUGUAAGUAAGCAUUUCACUGUAAUGUCUGCACCUGUUGUAUUCGGCGCAUGUGACCAAUAAAAUUUGAUUUGAUUUGAUCCUAACUGACCUAGGAGAGGGAUUUUUUACUAGGAUUAAAUGUCAGGAAUUGUGAAAAACUGAGUUUAAAUGUAUUUGGCUAAGGUGUAUGUAAACUUCCGACUUUAACUGUAUUUUGAUUUGUAAAAAAAUGUUUUGGUUACUACAUGAUUCCAUAUGUGUUAUUUCAUAGUUUUGAUGUCUUCACUAUUAUUCUACAAUGUAGAAAAUAGUCAAAAUAAAGAAAAAAUGUCAAUGAGUAGGUGUUGUAAAACUUUUGACCGGUAGUGUAUAUCUAUUUUAUACUUCCUCUUUCUCGCUUUUCUCAGGCUCAGGCCAAAACACGGCACAAGGUGAUGGGAGUCCUGGACAUCUAUGGUUUUGAAAUAUUUGAGGUAAGUGUAAUGGCUCACAGUUUGUGAAAGGGACCUAAAUGGACAGAAGCUACCUCACACAUCCCCUCACCCAUGAGCAAAAGCAUAUUGUUUGCCUAAAACAAAGAAUUUGUGUGGUUUCAUGAGAUAAUACAUUUGACAUAAACAACUAGCAACUAAACUUACACAGUCCAGUGUGUCUUUUUAAGUUGAUCUCGAAAUAGCAUGUUCCUAAUGCGCCUGACUGUUCCCCACUCAUUGUGAAGUCGUUCCAUUCCUCUCUCCUGAAUGUUGUUGUCUGGGCCGACAGGAUGGAGUAAGUACACCUGCCGAGGGCGUGCUGGUUGCAGUGUGCAUGCUACUAUCUAUCUUCUAGUCCUAAUUCAGAUCCUCAUCUAGAACAGGACUUCCAUUGUGUUUUUUGUGGUGCGAUAUGAAGGAGUACUGGUGCCUCUUAAGUGAAGGAGAGGACAUACAAUAGCAGAGCUUUUCUGAAGAGUGUAUGAAGUAGCCUGGUCCCAGAUCUGUUUGUGCGGUCUUGUCAACUCCUAUGGUCCUCCAAAUGUUUGGCAAGGCUGCACAAACAGAUCUGAGACCAGGUUAUGUAUGAACACACUCCUGUUGCCAUGUGUGUCCUGCUCCUACUGACCAGCAGUGUCCAGUACGCCCUUCGCCCCCAAUAGUUAUGCUGUUCUAACCCACUGUAACCUAAGCAAAUGAGUGAUAUAUUGUUACCUAACCCAACCAACGCUGAUGCUGUUUGCCAAGUAGGGUUGAUUGCAAUGAAAAAAUGAACUGGUGUUCUUAAUUGAUAGGAAAAGGGGGUACUUUUUUUUUAUAAUUUAGGCUUUGAAAUGGUUAACAAAAAACAAUAUUUUGUGCUCACUGUUCAACACCUUUUUGAAACGGGUUUCUGAUAAACACUGAAGCUUUACCGAGGUUAGUUUACAUGUAUCCAUGAUAAGAAACACAGGUAGGAUUUUACGAUCAGGAAGCUAUUUGUCUUGUCCAAAGACACUGUCCUUUGUUUGUUCAAGAGUGGUUGUAAAGCAAUAAGGAGGAAUGUCAACAAGGAAUAGAAAGUUCUAGACCCUUUCUGGUUGCUUGGUUGCCUAGAUUGGUAGCUAGCAUUGCCACAGUUUUAAAGUAGAUCAGUUCCCACAGUACUUCAGAGAGAAAAUAGAUUAUCUCGGUUUGUUUGGAAAGAGACAUUUUCUUUGUUAGCGUGACAUUACAGUGAAGGAAUGGAGCUUGAGCAAUUUUGGAGCCAGCCUGGGUCUGUUUUGGCAUGCAUGCGAGAGAGGACAGCAGUCCAGUGUAUUAGUGAGUUUUACCCCCAAUAUGUGGUACCCUGCUGUUUGCAUCUGGACAGGCUAAAAUGCUCAAAUGUGGCCUAAUGACCGAACAUGAGUCUAAAUGGUAUCUAUGGGUGUUCUCCUCUACAGGACAACAGCUUUGAACAGUUUAUCAUCAACUACUGCAACGAGAAGCUUCAGCAGAUCUUCAUCGAACUGACGCUACGUGAAGAGCAGGAGGAGUACGUCAGAGAGGUAAGGAAUGGUUCCCUGUUUCCCUUACUGGGGACAACCGGGCUUUAGAGCACACCGUAUCAAAACGUUUUAAAACCGUCAAUGAAAAUGAGUGUUUCUUAUAGCAUUGCCUCAUUGUUCUAGUAGAUCAGUGCCCACAGUAGUUCAGAGAGAAAAGAGAUUCCCUUGGUUUGUUUGGAAAUAAAAAAUUUCUUUGUUAGCGUGACAUUACAGCUAAAACCAUAGCAUCCUCUCUGCCCCCCUGACACCUCUACAUUCCACACACUGACGGGUCAAUUUGUAGUGUGAGCCAUGCCUGUCAUCCAGUGUUUUAGUAUGUCUGGGCUGUGACGUUGACCAUGCCUAUAUCACUCAUCUCUUUCACCUCUGUUUUAUCUAGACGCUCCCCUGUUCGCUCCGUGUACUUCUUGCUCUUUCACUCGUUUCUUUCCCAUCCAUUUAAUCUUUCACUUUUCUCUCUGCCUCUGUUUCCCAUUUCUCUUCCUCCAUGUUCUAUUGUCCACCUCCCUUAUCUUUCUAGUCCUCUCUCUCUCUCCCUCCUUCCCUGCCCUCACCCUUCUCUCCUGCUCUCUUCACCACUAUUUCCAUAUCUCUCAUUCUCCUCCCUCUCCUCCUCUGUGGGUUUGGGGACUGAAGUGAUCCUUCACUCCAGCAGGGGAAAACAGACUUCUCCCCCUGGGGCUCGGGCCUCUGUUUGCUUUCAGAGCUCUAAGUAUGUGAGUGCUACUCCCUUGACCUCCCCUCCAUGAUAUUCCACUGCCUGGCCUCGCUCCAGAUCAGUGCAUGGGAAAAUACCACACUGUGGGAGACAGGAGGGGGCAGGAGAGUGGGGACAAACCACCAAUCAGGAUGCAGAGUCUGCAUCCCCACAUGGCUAACCCAGCCCCGCCCCCAAACCUGGUCUCCCUGUCUGUCUGUCACACAGGCCAAGUCAGCCAGAACCUAGCGGUUCCAAUUGUUUUUCCACCAUUCAUUUUUCCCAUAGGGGAUUUUAGAAACACUUAAAAUAAGGGCUGUGUUUCGUUUAGGCUUACCCUGGCGUGAAGUUUUGAUAAGCAUGUAAAUCUCACUCAGACAAGGUGAUUUUUAUAAAUAUAUUCUGCUCUAUUUAUACUGAAAUUGAAAAUGCUAAUUAGCAUCAAAGAAGACAUCAUGCAAGACUACACAUCCCUGCAAGCUCCUGCAUGUCAUCUCUAGCUGAUACCUUUGCAAACAGAAAUUGUCAGUUUAAAACUUGCUCAAGACGGUUCACAGAAUUGUCAAUUUUAAGGAAAUGUAGCUAAUUAAUUCAUUACUACGUUUAGCUAACGUUAGAUAGUUAAUCCAGAGAUUCUUACCUUUGCUUUAAUUCGGCAGUCUCAUCUAGAUCAUCAUGGCAUUUGUAGUUCUUUAUGAUUGCCUCAUUAGCAGCUAAUUAGCAUUUCAUUUUUUUUUGGGGGGGGGGGGGUAAAUACAGGCAAAUAUGUUGAUAAGUCACCUUGUCCUAGAGAUAUUUACACGGUUAUCAAAACGUCACGCCAGGGUAAACCUACAUGGGACACAGCCCUUAUUUUAAGUGUUUCUAAAAUCCCCUGUGGGAAAAAUGAAUGGUGGAAAAAACGAUUGGAACCAUUUCCCUGUUUGACCGCUAGGUUUUAUGGGUAUGAUGACUCCUACUGUGGUACUCUAUGGCCCAUUGGUUAGCUGCCUGUCUGAGAGUAUAGAAAGUCAGGGCGUUUAUCUCUUAAGCCACUCAGGUCUGUAUAAGUAAGUCUAGGUGAGGUCAGGAUUACGCUACAGGACAAUGCUUUGUUGGAACGCCCAAGACCUAAGUGAAAGUUAAUAGGGAAAAAGAGAAAAUAGUAACCCGUUUGUAACCUCUUGUCCUCUGUUGUUUGACAGGGCAUCGAAUGGACCAACAUUGAGUAUUUCAACAACGCCGUUAUCUGUGACCUCAUCGAGAAUGUAAGUCGGUCUCCCUCAAUGCCAUCUGAUUCUUGGAAAGCAAAACAAAGCAAUUUCACAAUAAACCAUGAAUAAUAACUUGAAACAAUUUUCCAUGAUAUACACAUCAUGGUUUAUCGCUAGUGACAAGACAUGAUUACAUCAAAUAUGAGAGAACUUUGGGCUGUAAUCACAGUUGACUCGGUUUAGAACAAUUAUAAUACUGUAUCGUACAUUUAGAAUUUAUUUUGAAGAAUGUCCUAAGAAUGUAUUCUAAGAAUAAUAUGUUAAGAGGCAUGCGUUAUAAUAAUCCCACUCUCUCCUCUUUAUCUCUGUUGUAGAACCAGAAUGGUAUCUUGGCCAUGUUGGAUGAGGAGUGUCUCAGGCCAGGCACAGUGACUGAUGACACCUUCCUAGACAAGCUCAACACCAUCUGUGCUGAGCACCAGCACUUUGAGAGUCGCCUCAGCAAGAACUCCAAGUUCCUGACAGACCACAGCCUGCCUCACAGCUGCUUCCGCAUCCAACACUACGCCGGGAAAGUAGGGAGGAGAAACACACCUUACAUAUACUGGGAGACCAUGUGGGACCCAGGGUUGGGGUCAAUUCCAUUUCAAUUCAGGAAGUAAACUGAAAUUCCAAGUCCAAUUUUAGUUUUUUUUCCUGACUUGACUGAAUUUAAAUGGAUAAAUUAACCCCAAUCCUGGUGGGACCUGAAUUAAACUGAACAUAGACAUGUAUUACCUAGAUCUGGCACUGGUAAUCACUGGCGAGGAGAAAAGAUGGGAUCAAUACUGAUUAUAGUCACAUGAGCGGAGAGGAGAGGAGCAUGCAGAUUUGGGUUAAGAGCAUUACCUGGAGUGCAUCACAUGCAGUGAUUGUAAAAAAUAUCAAUAAUGCAGAGGUUUUCCUUGACACAUGAUGGACCAGAAUAGCCCAGAAUAUAUCCUGCUUUAAAGACACUCCGGGUAAAUGGAUCUAUAAUCCCCAUUUGGUCAAAAUGCCCUACAGUGUUGCAUUUUCAUUAAUCGGAUUCAAUCCAUGGCAAGUAUUUCCUCAGGAUGAGUUUAGGAUUGACAGUGAAGUGCUACUACUCCUCCUCCCUCUGACUGGGUUGUCUGUCUUUUUACAGGGCAAUAACAGAUAUUUUCUGUGCUUCGUGUCUGAGUAUUUACAUCACUGUCUUGGUGUUUUCAUCAUUGUCUUGUGGUCUAGGUGCUGUACCGCGUGGAGGGCUUUGUAGACAAGAACAAUGACCUGCUGUACAGAGACCUGUCCCAGGCCAUGUACAAGGCCACCCACAGCCUGAUGAGACAGCUGUUUCCUGAAGGAAACCCUGCUAAGGUCAACCUGAAGAGACCCCCCACUGCAGGCUUCCAGUUCAAGGCCUCCGUAGGGGGACUCAUGAGGAACCUGCAGACCAAGAACCCUAACUACAUCAGGUACAGUAAACCUAAAACCCCACCUACACUACCUUUUGAAAGUUUGGGGUCACUUAGAAAUGUCCUUGUUUUUGAAAGAAAAUCAAAUUUCUUGUCCAUUUUAAAAUAGCAUCAAAUUGAACAGAAAUACAGUGUAUACAUUGUUAAUGUUGUAAAUGGCUAUUGUAGCUGGAAACAGCUGAUUUUUAAUGGAAUAUCUACAUAGGCGUACAGAGGCCCAUUAUCAGCAACCAUCAGUCCAAUGGCACGUUGUGUUUGCUAAUCUAAGUUUAUCAUUUUAAAAGGCUAAUUGAUCAUCAGAAAAACCUUUUGCAAUUAUGUUAGCGUAGCUGAAAACUGUUGUGGUGAUUACAGAAGAAAUUAAACGUUCCUUCUUGAGACUAGUUGAGUAUCUGGAGCAUCAGCAAUUGUGGGUUCGAUUACAGGCUCAAAAUGGCCAGAAACAAAUAACUUUCUAAUGAAACUCGUCAGUCUAUUCUUGUUCUGAGAAAUGAAGGCUAUUCCAUGUGAGAAAUGUAACUGAAGGUCUCGUACAACGCGGUGUACUACUCCCUUCACAGAACAGUGCAAACUGGCUCUAACCAGAAUAGAAAGAGGAGUGGGAGGCCCCGGUGCACAACCGAGCAAGAGGAGAAAUACAUUAGUGUCUAGUUUGAGAAACAGACGCCUCACAGGUCCUCAACUGGCAGCUUCAUUAAAUAGUACCCGCAAAACACCAGUCUCAACGUCAACAGUGAAGAGGCGACUCCGGGAUGCUCAACUUCUAGGCAGAUAUCUCAGAACAACAAUAGACUGAUGAGUUUCAGAAGAAAGUUCUUUGUUUCUGGCCAUUUUGAGCCUGUAAUCGAACCCACAAUUGCUAAUGCUCCAGAUACUCAACUAGUCUCAAGAAGGCCAGUUUUAUUGCUUCUUUAAUAAGCACAACAGUUUUUCAGCUGUGCUAACAUAAUUGCAAAAGGGUUUUCUAAUGAUCAAUUAGCCUUUUAAAAUGAUAAACUUGGAUUAGCAAACACAACGUGCCAUUGGAAUACAAGACUGAUGGUUGCUGAUAAUGGGCCUCUGUACGCCUAUGUAGAUAUUCCAUUUAAAAAAAAGCCAUUUCCAGCUACAAUAGCCAUUUACAACAUUAACAAUGUCUACAGUGUAUUUCUGAUCAAUUUGAUGCUAUUUUAAUGGACAAAAAAAUUGCUUUUCUUUCUAAAACAAGGACAUUUCUAAGUGACCCCAAACUUUUGAACGGUAGUGUAUAUCAUGUACAGUAAACCUAGAACCCCACUUACAUCAUGUAAAUUACCAUUCACUCCGAGGAUAAUGUAUUCAAAAGGAACAGUAUUGUGAUCAGAAAAAAAUCAACAAACUCUAAACUCCUUGGGGCAGUAUUCUGAGAUCUGUUAGCUCUGAUCGGGUCCACUGUCUACCAUUGUGACCAUUGCAUGUCCGACUCUGUCUGUCUGUUCUCCUCAGGUGCAUCAAGCCCAACGAUAAGAAGGCAGCCCACAUCUUCACUGACUCACUGGUGUGUCACCAGGUGCGUUACCUGGGACUGAUGGAGAAUGUGCGUGUGAGGAGGGCAGGCUACGCAUUCCGCCAGCCCUAUGAGCCUUGUCUGGAGCGAUACAAGAUGCUCUGCAAGCAGACCUGGCCUCACUGGAGAGGACCCGCCAGGUAGGACCUCAGCUCUGCCUUUACAGAAAUACUGUAGUUAUUAACUGCCUGUUCGUAAUAUGUUAUUUACCAUGUGAUGAUCAUAGAGUAAAAAGAUCUACCUCUUCCUCAAUCAAAUCAAUCUAAUGUAUUUAUAAAGCCUUUUUUACAUCAGCAGUUUCCACAAAGGGCUUUUACAGUUUCCCUUCCCAUGUUCAGCAGUGUUCUAAUUGUAUAACAAUGUAGCAACAGCACUGUAGUCAUCAUGGAGGAUUUUCCCAUGCAUAUCCCACCAUGAUACAACUGUCAACAAGCCGUGUUGGGUUGGCUUGAUCUGGUUGUGCUGGGUGACUAUCAGAUCAUCUAACAGCUCAAUCAAUUCCUUUACUUUGUCCAGGGCAUGUUGAGGCAGUUGCCCCAUAUCUCUGCAAUGUGCCCAUAUCACUCUGAGUCAUGUUACAUUCACUGUAAAGGUAUUAGGGAUGGGCACGGUUAAUCGAACAGACUUUAGUAUUCGCUUAUUGAGAAUACGUUUUGGGAGAAAAAUUGUAGGCCUAUUUUAACAAUGAAAAAGCUUUGUCUAAAUUAAAUUAAUCUUGUGACAUUUUUACCUACAAGGAUAUACCGUGACAAUUUAAAUUAUUAAUUUAAUUAAACGACAAACUUUUGAAUGUACUUUCUCUAAUGGUGCGUUGAGCUACUGCUGCGCAUUUCGCCCUCCAGGCUGCCCUGAAAUCGGUAUUUACUUCAAAUAGCAUUUACAGGCACUCACCUGAGUUUCCACAAUACCUGACACAGAUCAAUGCAAAACACUCACCAGAAACCCUUUUUGUAACAGAAUCAGUUGUAUCAUGGCGAAUAUCAGCCUUUUCUUUCGCUGUUGCUGUUAACCAAACUACUGGAGAAAGUAGCACGUCCGCCCCUGCCAUGUGAUUUGGUCAUUCGGAUUGGUCAAGAGUCUGGAUAUCGUAAAUUUUUUAUAUUAUUCGAAUAGGAAAAUAAUUUCAAAUGCCCAUCCCUAAAAGGUAUUACAUCGAUUCCUAUCUGAUGUGGAUUAUACACAACAGCAUAUUUGGUGUCUAGUGUGUGUGCCUACUAUCCUCCUUAUAUGGUGUGAAUAAGUGGUUCAUGAGGUUACAACAUGUUUUCAUCAUGUUAUCGUCUUAGAAUGGCAUCUUUCCCCCUGUACUCCCUGCCUUAUCUGAUCCAUCUACCCCCUCUCCCUCUGUCUCUCUCUCUCUCACUCCCCUAUCUUUUGUCCUUUCCGCUUCAUCUGAACUAUCCCGAUCUUGUACCUUUAAUCAUGUACAUGUGACAGUCCCAUGUCCAACUAGUUAAGAGAAUGGUCGUAACAGAAUAGUUAAGAGUUGUUCAUCUCUGUCUCCCUGUAGGGACGGAGUGGAGGUGCUGCUGACCGACUGUUCUGUUUCAGCUGAGGAGUUUGCCUACGGACGCUCCAAGAUCUUCAUCAGGAACCCCAGAACGGUAGCAUGACAUGAGAUGACAUAACAUAACAUUGUAGAAGCACACCCAGUUGAUCUGGACCAUGUUACUGAGUCUGAUGGUAUUAAUGGUACUACUUGAUGUUUUGUUUUUAUUGUAUUUUGUACGUAAGGUUUAGAAAGGGUUACCGCCAAGGAUGUGACACAACUUUGAAGAGAGCAGCAUGCUCUGUAACUGGCAUUUGUCCAGUUUUAUUAGCCCGGAAGAUUUAGCCAUAGAUCAUAAAUGUGAGGAGACAUGGAUGUAUUCAUAUACAGUUUGACUAAAGCCAGAAUCCAGUGGGCUCAUGCUCUCAUGUUUGACCUGCAUUAAAAAGCUUCUAGAAGCAGGAAGUCGUGCUCUGCUGAGCCCCUCUCUACUAAUUACAACACUUAACCUACAUUAUGGAACAUUCUAAGAACACAUGGUUUCACUUAUCCAUUCUACAGCUGCUCACAUAGGUGUGUGGGGGGGGGGGGAACAUUUAGGCCUACUCUCCAUAGCAGCAUGGGCUUUUAGAAACUGCAGUGAUGGGUGGAACAACGUACUCUUUAGUCAGUCCAGGAGCCAGCCUAAACAAAGCCUGAUCUCAUAGGGGUUUGUCCUUAUCCUUGAUCUACGUUACCUUCUUACCAGAUUAGCUAGGUAUCUCCAUCUCUCAGCUGUACAGUGAAGGUACAGUUCAGUCAGGCUGGUGGUAGGGUGGGGUCUAGUCACUGAACUCCCAUCCCCUAGAUCUGUCUGGAACUGUCUUUUGAGGUGGAAGAUGUGUUUGGGCAGAUAUAGAAGCCUCUUAUCAAUCUCAAGAUCUUGUGCCAAAAUGGUAUCCUGUCUAAUUGAAAAUGUCCUCUCAUUCCUAAAUUGUACAGACUAUGCUGGCGUCCAUAGUAUCAUAGUACAUGUUUGAUGUUCCGAUCAUCCUCUUCCUGUUCCUGUGUCCCCAGCUGUUCACCCUUGAGGAGAGGAGGAGGGCGUGUCUGGAGGACCUGGCCACCCUGAUCCAGAAGAUCUACCGGGGCUGGAAGUGUCGUACUCACUUCCUCCUGCUGAAGAAAAGCCAGGUGGUGGUAGCAGCCUGGUACCGCAGAUAUGCAGUGAGUUAGCUUGUCUCUCUAACUAUGCACAUGCAGGCACACACACACAACUUCAUACCAGCCUUUAUUCAGUCUCAAGUGUAGGGGGUUGCAAAAUUCUGGAAACUUUCCCGAAGUCCUCAGGUUUUCCAGAAAUUCUAGUUUGGAUGAUUCUCAGAAUCAGGAGGGGAAAGGCGGGGAGAGAAUCGUGAUUCCUCUCCUGUUCAUUUCUGGAGCUCUUGUACAGGUGCAGGAUCUUAAUUUAAUCAGUUUCUCACAGCAGGAAAAUAAUCCUGCAGUAACAGGAAAUGUGGAUUAUAAUUAAUGGACAUUUUUGUGGGGGUUGAUACAUUUUUACUUAGGGCAAAUCAGGUCUGACAUUUUAAAGUGGGAAUUACUAACUUUAGAAGCCUUUUUAAACCUUGAAUACACUACAAGUUUGCAUUUCCUGCUGUUCAGGAAAUGACCUGUAACAACAGGGUGAUCAAAUUAAGUUCCCACAUCUAUAUAUGCUAGCUCUAGAGCUUAGAUAUCUGUAGUUCGAAUUUACUUGUCUGUUGAGCUCAGUGUUUUUUGCCUUGUCCUGUUGCAGCAACAAAAGAAAUAUGAGAAAAUCAAGAGCGCUACACUAGUGAUGCAGUCCUUCACCAGAGGGUGGAAGGUAUGUCUAUGUCCACAUGCCAGUCAAACACUAUAAGAAUGCAUAUUUUUCUGUGAUAAUGCUGCAGUAAAGGCAUGUUUUUAAAACAAUUGUUUUUCUCCAGGCCCGCAAGAUAUUGCGACAGCUGAAAUACGAGAAGAGAUGCAAGGAGGCAGUGACUACAAUUGCAGCGUACUGGCACGGGACUCAGGUACUGGCUAAAAAACACUACCUAAUGGCUAUAUAAUGAUUAGACAAUGUAAAUAUAUAUAAUGAAGAUAUUGGGAGGAAAAUUAAUGGACUACUGAUUACGGGCAUCCACUGACUUGCUUUUACAAGGUUUGUCUGUGAUAAAGCCAGGUAGGGAAAUACUGUAUUUUAAGACAUGGCUCUGCUCAGGUCUCUCAGCUAUACUAAAAGCUAAACUAGAGCAAUUCCACAGCUUUUCUCCUCUAGUCUUCUUCUGCUGUGGCUGAUCUUACCACUGCUGCUUUUUCUCACUCUUUUUCACUCUUUCCACCCUCUCUAAUUCUUCCCACCUCACUCUCUUCCCUCCCUGCUCCCUCCAUCCUUCCACCCUCCUGGCCACCCCCAGGCUCGGAUGGAGCUGCGGCGCCUAAAGACGGAGGCGCGGAAUAAGCGCGCUGUGUCUGUGAUAUGGGCAUACUGGCAGGGGACCAAGGUAUUUAAGCCUGCUGCCAUCGUGUUUUGCCAUCUCAGCUGUCCGUCAUCCCCCAUGUCCCGCCCCUCCCCUUGAAACUUACCAAUUAAAUGGCUCCUCCUCUGUUGUCCGGUGGUCCACUAAUGUCGCCCCUCGCCUACCACUCUUUGACUCAUCUGUUUUAUUGUCCCUUUUCAUAGGUGUCAUUUUGGGGCUUGUUGAAAGGGUUACCCACUAACAUAUUUUUACCCCUUUAACCUAGAAACGUCUGUGUGCUAGCAGCCUCGGUUUUUACUGCUAUAGAGCCUUCCUUACUUACUUCCCUUAGGAACAACAGCAAGUCCCACAACACAACACGCCAUUGUCUUGGUCUGUUGUUUUCUUGUUGACGUUUGUCAUUUCAUUCCGCUGUAAUCUGUUACUAUAUGAGACUUGAUGUACAGUAGGCUACAAUAGAUCAUCAAAAUGGUAUAUCAUGUGUUCACUUUGAUGCUGCAUUAGUUCUGAGAAUAGACCAUGCUGAGAAUAGACUGUAUUAUAUGUGCUAUAUAACACACUAGAGCCACCGAUCAUGUAGCCUAGGCCCUAAUGGUCAUAGCACAUAUGCUACCAUUAGCAGUUUAUGUACUUAGCGUGCCAUUCUUUGCAUUAGAGGCCCUUUAAAUCCUUUAAAACAGUCCAUGCACUACAUGUCAUAUUUGAUGGGCCUUUAAUCUGACACUAUUUUGUAACUCAGCAACAUCUUAUCUAAAGGCUUUACGGGCACACUGACCAAAUAAUCAUCAAAUACCUUUUAUUGACACAUUUAUCAAGCCUACUGUAGUCAGUUACAUGACUGAAGCAGUCGCGACUAAUCGGCCCAUCUGAUUGGUGGAUCUAGUCUCUUAGCCUGGGGAAAGCCCACGGUACUGCCACUGAAUCAGAGUGGGGUCAGUGAGUUAUGUGAGCUGUUGUACUAAAACAGACCAUGCCGAGUUCUAACGUGGUAUCAAAUAGCCAUACACAGUAGUCACAAAGUUUAAUGAAUAUAAUUGAUGUCAGAUACUAUAUCGGAUACAAUUAACUUCUGUCUACAUCAUGAAAACCUGGGCUUUUGUACUAAUGGUGCUAAUUCAUAUCACUCAGUCAUAAGCGUCAAAGAGUCGUUCAUGUUAUCCUCCAUUGUCUUAAUCUGUUUGCUACUUCAUUGCGGGGUAGGCUACACAUUUCUGUCUGUCUGCUUCUUAUUCCUACCAACACCCAUCCCAACGGGUAUAUUCUUUCCAAAACACAAUAAACAAUAAACCCCACCACUUCCCCAGGCUCGGCAAGAACUGUGGCGUCUAAAGAAGGAGGCGCGAGAAAAGCUCGCUGUGUCUGUCAUUUGGGCUGGCUGGCAGGGGACCAAGGUAUUUGGGAAGCAGCCUGUCGUCGACAAUAUCCAUCCGCCCACCUGCCAUUUCUCCAUCAAAUCAACCCAGGCCGAUGCCAGAGCCCUGCAUUAGCUAAACAUUGGUCUGAACAGACCCCAACAUGUCUCUCUAGCUAUCCUCCCCAUUACCACCACCCAUCUCAUCUAUAUUGCAUGAAAAGGUGCCAUACGAACCCCUCAUCCAAUGUCCCGUCGCAUGCCAAAACAUAAUUGAAGGGGGGGAAAGUCACCUAACCUACUGGAAUGGAGCAAGACCCCUAAGCCCCCAUGCUGGCUCUCUCAGCCCAGCUAGCUGCUGUUAGCUAGCCUUUAAUGGUUUAAUGGAAGAGAUCUAGAGAUAGAUGGCUGGAGUUCUGGUGACCCUUGGCUCUGGUAGAUAAUAGACAGGCCUGUGCACUAGGGGGGAGGGAUGGGGGUGGGGUAAGGGUAAAGAUACAGUCACUUAAGCCUCUUUGCUAUGCAGCCUGAUGGAUUAUAGCUGAUCCAGACUGAAAUCGGGAGGGGGGUGAGGAAGACGGGGGUGCGGCAGGGGGAAUUUUGCCACGCGCUAGACUGGCAUCACACACACACACACUCGCACAGUGUCUGGAACCUUGGAUAGACCCUGUGCCUGCCCUACCCCAAACCACCAACACACUCCGCUAUCCUGGCAUUGAUUUAUCCUCCCUUGUUAUCAAAGGUCAGGAUGUUUGGGUGUGUUGUGUUUCUAUUCCUCCCUGAGGCCCAAGCCUCACCUUUUGCAUGCUGUUCUCUUUAGAAGUUGCAUGCUGCUACUCUUUGCUUGCUGAUUCCUUGAGGCUUGCAGUGAUUGUUUUUUUUGUGUGCAAUGCAGUGUAUGGAACCUUGGAGAAACCUUUGAACUUUGUACUUUGCUCCUGCUCAACAGAGCCACCUGUUUAAAUAAAAAGGUUCUAGCCAAUAUAGAUGUACAGUACAUACACAUUUAAUAAUACUGUAGUCUAUUUCAUGAUAGUUGCAUUCUUCCCAUAGUGGGUUCAAUUGUCUUCAGGAUCUUGCUAACUAGACAGGCUCUUGUGUGAUGUGUCCUCACACAGGGCAGUGUCUCUUCCUCCAUAUCAGUCUCUUAUUAUUUCCUCCUUUCACUCUUUCCUUCCCUCUUUUUCCUCCCUUCUUCCCGACAGGCACGCAGGGAGCUAAGGCGCCUGAAGGAGGAGGCCAGGCGUAAGCACGCCGUCGCUGUCAUUUGGGCCUACUGGCGGGGACUCCAGGUAUACCUGCCCACUCCCUCUUACCCUCAGCCACUCCCUACUAUCCUGCCCAGCCACUCCCUACUACCCUCCAGCCACCCUUCUACCCUGCCCUUACACCCUGCCACCCCCUACCUCCCAGACAUCACCCCUGCCUUUGGUGUUGGAGGGGUAGGCACACUUCACAAAACCAGCAUGUAGCCAGCCUCAGCCUGUCAAAACUCGGGAGCCCCCUGGACCAACCACACAGUGAUGUCCCAGUUAAUGCAUGCAAGCUCCAGAGUGACUGAUUUGAGAUCUGGGCAGUCCAGUACCAAAGUAUAUGCCCCUCCUACCUUCCCUCCUCUCCUCUAUCCCUGCAGUGACACACAUUACAUUAUUACGUUCCACGUCCAGUGUUUAGAGGAUUCAGAUGUGUGCCAUGAGGUUAAAUCUGCCCUAUAUAACCCAGGGCUUUAGAUAAGCUGGCUAUGGCUGGUUAUAAUUGAGUGACAGCUGCUUUUCUUUACCCCUGCUUGUUCCUGAAGACUGCAGCCCCUUAACAGAGAGGUCAAAGGCUACUACUUGCCCUGACUGACAUGGCAGAGGCUGCCUGGAUGUCUGUCUGACUGUCUCUCUAGCCAUGUUUGUCUGUCCUGUCUGCACGCUAAGCUAUCUAACCCUCUACAUGUACUCAGUCCCAAUGUAGCAUAUCAUCUUUCGCUCUGUUUUCGUCCAGGUGUCCUGGUUGUGUCCCAUUUCUCUACUGUUUUGACCUGUUGUUUUGUCUAGCUUCCGCUUUGUCUGAUGCUAUAUCUACUCCAUUCUCUUGUCCUUUUCACCAGUAUUAUUGUAGUCUGAGUGGCCCCAAUCCUCUCACUAAUUGACUGCACAAUGUGCACGUCACCUUUGCACAUCACAGAGAAGCUCUCAGCACCUGUUAACGAUUAACUGACUCCAAUCAGUGUGAUUUAAAUUGACCUCAUCAAUUUAUGUAACAUCUCAUUUUCAGCAAAACCAUUUAGGAGAAAAGUCAAAUUCUGAUCAAAGUUUUGUUGAAUGCUCAGCAAUUUACCUACAGUAUAAUAUUUUCUCUCCCUUUGUACGUUGGGUUCAUUGUUUAACUAACCACGUCUGCCUGUUGUUCUAGUGAAGGGUUCUCCAACCCUGUUCCUGGAGAGUUUCUGUCCUGUAGAUUUUUGCUCCAACCCUUAAUCUAGUGCACCUGAUUCUAAUAAUUAGCUGGUUGAUGAGAGGAAUCGGUUUAGAUAAAACUGGGGUUGGAGUGAACCUACAAGAGCUCCCCAGGAACAGGGUUGGAGGGUCCUGUUCUAGAGUCAUGUCAAUCAGUGUUGUUGUGAUAUCAUUCCUCAAAUCAGAUCACUAUGGUGAUGAUCAGUUGUCUCCUUGGUUACAGGUGCGCCAGGAGUACAGGAAAUUCUUUAGGGCCAACGCUGGCAAGAAGAUCUACAACUUUAUCAUCCAGAGAAUUGUAAGUGGGAGCAAGAUGGCAAGACAACACAAUCAGAUCGGGGACCAGCCUAGCAGGAAUGAGCCGUCCGUCCCUUUUAAGCACUGUUCUUCUGAAUCACUAGGGUCCGGUUUCCCGGACACAGAUUAAGCCUAGUCCUGUAUUAAAAAGCACAUUAAAUGGAGAAUCUCAGUUGAACAUGCUUCUCGGACAAGGCUUAAUCUUUGUCCGGGAAACCGGUUCUAUAUGUUCCUGAAUGUCAACAGUAAUCCAAGUCUGAAUGGGAGGUAUAGAAUAUAUGCCCGUCUCCCUCCCUCCAGAUGCAGAAGUACUUCCUGGGUCUGAAGACUACCAUGCCCUCCAUGUCCCCCAUAGACAACACCUGGCUGGCCCAGCCUUACAGUUUCCUGGAGGGAGCUCACACUGAGCUCAGGAGGAUCUUCCACCUCUGGAGGGUCAGUUAGUUAUUAUCUUUGGCAGUUCUUUCAAGUGGUCAUCACUGAUCCUACAAAUUAUUAUAAGCGUCAAGUAGUAUAUGCCACUACCCAGCGGGCAAAUCUGAUUGAUAUGUCAUUAUAACCAGAUUACAACCUGGUUGUAAACUGGUUGUACGGAUGUACAACCAGCGUUGCGCGCUGGCUUUAUAACUUACAGUACGGGGGACAUCAAUAUAACACAUUUCCUAGGGAUUGAUUAUGUAUUUUUUGAAUGAUUAGUGCAAGAAGUACAGGGGCCAGUUCACAAAGGAGAAGAAGGCUGUGUAUGAGGAGAAACUGGAGGCCAGUGAGAUCUUCAAGGACAAAAAGGCUCUGUACCCCAGCAGGUAUAUCAUAUUGUCCUUUUUGAUUUAAUACAUUACAUAAUGUUUGACGUAAAGCUAAUGUUCCAAGCAGUGAAUCUGGCACAUUUUUCCUCUGAGUAUAAUCUAUGAAUUGCUGCAGGUUCCUCUCUGUUGCUUUCUUAGGUCCAUGAAAAGCGCUAUAUAAAAUACAUGCAUUAUUAUUAUUUCAGUGUGAGCCAGCCUUUCAAAGGAGAUUAUCUGGAGAUCCAGAAGAACCCCAAGUACCAGAAGCUGAACAGUGCUGUGGAGGAGAAGGUGCUACUGGCUGACGUGGUGAACAAGAUCAACAGGGCCAACGGCAAGGCAAGUACCUUUCUCAAAGUACCUUACCUCAGCAAAAUCAGAUCAACAAGUACCUUACCUCCGCAAAAUCAGAUCAUCAAGUACCUUACCUCAGCAAAAUCAGAUCGACAAGUACCUUACCUCAGCAAAAUCAGAUCAACAAAUACCUUACCUCGGCAAAAUCAGAUCAACAAGUACCUUACCUCAGCAAAAUCAGAUGAAGUACCUUACCUUAGCAAAAUCAGAUCGACAAGUUCAAGACUGCUGCCCUAUGUACAUAGUCAUUUAAAGCUGGUCACUUUAAUAAUGUUUACAUACUGUUUUACCCACUUUAUACAGUGCCUUCAGAAAGUAUUCACACUACUUGACUGUUUCCACAUUUUGUUGUGUUAGUCUGAAUUUAAAAUAGAUUAAAUGUAGAUUUAUUUUUGUCAUUGGCCUACACACAAUACCCCAAAAUGUCAAAUUAGAAAUGAAAAGCUGAAAUGUCUUGAGUCAAGUAUUCAACCCCUUUUGUUAUGGCAAGCCUAAAUAAGUUCAGCUGAAAAAAUGUGCUUAACAGGUCACAUAAAUUGCAUGAUUUUUGAGUGACUAGCUCAUUUAUGGACCCCACACAUAAAAUGAUCUGUAAGGUCCCUCAGUCAAGCAGUACAUUUCAACCACAAAGACCAGGGAGGUUUUCCAAUGCCUCACAAAGAAGGGCACCCAUUGGUAGAUGGGUAAAACAUUUAAAAAGCAGACAUUGAAUAUCUCUUUGAACAUGGUGAAGUUACGGCCCAGUACAUCACUGGGGCAAAGCUCCCUGCCAUCCAGGACCUCUAUACCAGGCGGUGUCAGAGGAAGGCCCUCAAAAUUGUCAAAGACUCCAGCCACCCUAGUCAUAGACUGUUCUCUCUGCUACCGCACGGCAAGCGGUACCGGAGUGCCAAGUCUAGGUCCAAAAGACUUCUCAACAGCUUCUACCCCCAAGCCAUAAGACUCCUGAACAGCUAAUAAUGGCUACCCGGACUAUUUGCACUGCCCCCCCACCCCAUCCUUUUUACGCUGCUGCUACUCUGUUAAGUAUUUAUGCAUAGUCACUUUAACUCUACCCACAUGUACAUAUUACCUCAACUACCUCAACUAGCCGGUGCCCCCGCACAUUGACUCUGCAACGGUACCCCCCUGUAUAUAUAGCCUCCCUACUGUCACUUUAUUUUACUGUAUAUAUAGCCUCCCUACUGUCACUUUAUUUUUACUUCUGCUCUUUUUUUCUCAACACUUUUUUGUUGUUGUUGUUUUAUUCUUACUUUUUUUGUUUAAAAUAAAUGCACUGUUGGUUAAGGGCUGUAAGUAAGCAUUUCACUGCAAUGUCUGCACCUGUUGUAUUCGGCGCAUGUGACCAAUAAAAUUUGAUUUGAUUUGAUUAAUAAUUACACUUUGGAUGGUGUAUCAAUACUCAGUUGCCGGAGAGGAAGGAAACCGCUCAGGGAUUUCACCAUGAGGCCAAUGGUGAUUUUAAAACAGUUUAAUGGCUGUGAUGGGAGAACUGAGGAUGGAUCAACAACAUUGUAGUUACUCCUCAAUUCUAAAAAAAAUAUUCCAAAACAUCCUGUUUGCAACAAGGCACUAAAGUAAUACUGCAAAAAAUGUGGCUAUACAAAGUGGUAUGUUUGGGGCAAAUCCAAAACAACCCAUUACUGAGUACCACUCUCUAUAUUUUCAAGCAUAGUGGCUGUAUCAUGUUAUGGAUAUGCUUGUAAUCGUUAAGGACUGGGGAGUUUUUCAGGAUAAAUAAACAUAAUGGAGCUAAGCACAGUCAAAAUCCCAGAGUAAAACCUGGUUGUCUGCUUUCCACCAGCCACUGGGAGAUGAAUUCCCCUUUCAGCAGGACAAUAACCUAAAACACAAGGCCAAACCUACACUGGAGUUGCUUACCAAGAAGACAGUGAAUGUUCCUGAGUGGCUGAGUUACAGUUUUGACUGAAAUCUACUUGAAAAUCUAUGGCAAGACCUGAAAAUGGUUGUCUAGCAAUGACCAACAACCAAUUUGACAGAGCUUGAGGACUUUUGAAAAGUAUAAUGGGCAAAUGUUGCACAGCGCAGGUGUGGAAAGCUCUUAGAGGCUUACCCAGAAAGACUCACAGCUGUAAUCGCUGCCAAAGGUGCUUCUACAAAGUAUUGACUCGGGUGUGAAAGCGUAUGUAAAUUAUAUAUUUAAUUUUCAAUACAUUUGCUAACAUUUCUAAAAACAAGUUUUCACUUUGUCAUCAAUGAGGUAUUGUGUGUAGAUGGGUGAGAUCUAUUUAGUCCAUUUUGAAUUCAGGCUGUAACACAACAAUGUAGAAUAAGUCAAGGGGUAUGAAUACUUUCUGAGGGCACUGUAUGUAUAUACUUUAUUCUAGCCAUGGCUCAUCCUAUAUAACUACUGCUGUACACACCUUUUCUAUGCAAAUACUGUCCAUACUGUCUAUACACUCAGUGGACAGUUUAUUAGGUAUACCACCCCGUUCACGUAAAUGGUUUGCUCCUACAGAAAGUGAGUCGUGAGGCCGUGGCUUGUUAUAUAAGCAGGCAGACGGGCAUCGAGGUAUUCAGUUACUGUUCGAUUGAACAUGGGCAAAAUGACUGACCUAAGCGACCUGGGUUGUCCUGAACAGAAUGAUGUAUUGUGAAGACAAUUUGCCGUGGCCACACAUUUGAAUGCACUCAUGACUCAUUCUAUGCACACCAAAAUGUGUCUGCUUCUCUGAAUUGCCUAGUGAAAGCCUAACACUGUAAGAUUGUAUUUUAUGAUUUAGCUAGUCAUGUUUGCAAUAGAACAAGCUUUCAAAUGAUGCCCACCUGACCCAGAUUGUGAUUUGUAAUGGAAUGUUUUUGAAUUGCGUAAACAGCAACAGUAAUUGUUUAAAGGCAGGGAUGCAGGGCUGUGUUCCAAACAAAACAACUACCAGUGUGCUGCUCUAGUUCCUCAACGGCACAGCUAGGAGAGCUCAAAAAAGCACCUUAUAGUUGAAAACUUCUUUGAGUCAUAAAAGUGCAUUGAUAUGACUUAGGAACUGUGCUCACUUUGGAGAGGUGUGUGGCCAUUUGGAGAGACCAGUUAGUCCUCUCACUCAAACCCUUUCAUUUUUUUUUGUCUUGAGUUUGAGUUUGAGUUUAUUUUUACAGGGACAGUGCACAUUAAUCAACGUUUCAGUAAAAGUGCCGGUUUUAGCCAGCCGGCUAAUUUUCAACCGCAGUCCCUGGGCAGGUUAUUAAAAACAAUUACAAUAUAGACAAUAACAACAUAGAACAAGACAUAGCAUACAGACAUAGCAACAUAGGACAAGCAAGACGUAGCAUACAGACCGAGCAACAUAGAACAAAAAGCAGCAAGACAAAAUUCAUAAAAGCAACAAAAUGUUUCCACACCUCACAAGUUACAGACAACAGACAUGGAGAGCGGCAACACACAGCUAGGGACCAUGUUCACAAAUCUGAUUGACCUUUAGCCAUGUCUUCAAGCAUUUUGUGAAAGUGAUAUGUGGUGCAGUUGUGUGUGUCUGAUGGCAGUGUAUUCCAGACAUGGGAAGCUCUCACAGAAAAAGCGGAUUUACUAAAGGUGCUUUUCCUUAGGGGAACUACACAGUCACCUCUCAUGGCAGACCUUGUGGAUCUGCUGCCAUAUGUUUGGGUUUUCUGUUUAACAAAAAUACUGAGUGGAGGGGGAGCCAAGCCAUUUAGGAUCUUGAAUACAAGACAUGCAUCGGUGUAUUGCACAAGAUUUUCCCAACUCAGGAGCUCAUGCUUUCUAAGGAUGUGACAGUGAUGAUGGCUAUUGGGCUUCCUAUCAAGCACUUUGAGAGCCUGUUUGUAGACAGACUGAAUAGGUCUUACUGUUGUACAGCAAGCUUGGGCCCAACUAGUCAAGCAGUAUGUUAAGUGGGGGAGUAUCAUAGAUUUGAAGUACAGUUUUGCUACCUCUGUAGUCAAACAAUUUCGUAUAAAUCGGAAAUUAGCUAGGUUGAAUUUGGUUAUUUGAAUUACCUUUUUCACAUGCUUUUUAAAAGAGAGGUUGGAAUCAAGUAUGAUGCCAAGGUACUUAAAAUCAGAUACCCCCUGGAGCUUCUCCCCUGACACAUAGACUUCUGGCUCAGUAGCAUCUGUUGCCCUCUUUGUGAAGAACAUGCAAACAGUUUUUUUCACAUUGAGAUGCAAACACGAGUCACUGAGCCACUUUGUAACCUGAACCAUUACAGUAGUGAGUUCUUGUGCAGCUUGUUGUUUGCUCUUUGCAUGCACAUAUAUCACUGUAUCAUCUGCAUACAUUUGAACUUCAGACCCAGUACAGACAGAAGGCAGAUCAUUAAUGUACAGGCUGAACAGGAGGGGCCCCAGUAUUGACCCUUGGGGCACACCCACAUCAUAGCUAAGAGUGGGCGAUAGCUCAUUGCUCACUCUGACACACUGAGUUCUGCCUUCAAGGUAUGAUUUCAUCCAUCUCAAGGCAUCGGGGGAAAAGUUGAACUUGGACAAUUUUGUGAUGAGAAUCUCAUGGUUAACAGUAUCAAAAGCCUUCCUUAGGUCCAGAAACACAGCCCCAACAACGCCCCCUUUGUCCAUCUUGGACUUCACAUUUUCCAGAAAAAAGCAGUUGGCCAUUUCUGUGGAGUGUUUCGCUCUGAAGCCAAACUGCAUGGAAUGGAAUGUGAAGGGGCUGUUGUUGAGGUGGGCAAUCAGUUGUUCUGCUACACACUUUUCAACAACCUUUGACACCACAGGUAGUAUACUAAUGGGCCUGUAGUUACUCACGUCAGCAGGGUCGCCUGAUUUAAAGAUGGCCGUUAUUAUGGCCGACUUCCAUACCCUUGGAAACACCCCGAGACCAAUAGAUGUGUUGGUGACCUUAGUAAUGGGGCCAAUGAGUGACUCUUUGUAGUUUUUAAGAAAGGUAGAGUCCAUCCCAAACACAUCUUUGGCUUUAGAGUUCUUUAGUGAGCUAAUCACCUUGUCUACCUUUGACUCAGAAACCUCCCUUAUGAUGAAGACAGGUUGAGCAUCAUUUACUAGCACUGAGCCCAAAAAACCAGUGGAGGGGUUCUGUGUCAGUACCCUGACAGAGUCAAUAAAGUAGGAAUUGAAGGCUAUUGCUAUUUCGACUGCAUCCUGUGUUAGAUUGUUAUUCACCAUGAUUUCUAGUCUUUUUGCAGUGUUACUAUGGUAUUUCCCUGUUAACUUUUUUAGAUUCUCCCAGAUCAGUUUAGAAUUUCCCUUUGCUUCACCAAUUAUGUUAAUAAAAAAGUUUGCCUUGGCCUGUCUGAUUUCUUUCAUCACCUUAUUUCUCAACAUGGUAAACCUACGUCUGUCAUGCUCUAAUUUGGAUCUUAGGGCUAUUUUUAGAUAAUAAUCUCGUUCUUUCAUCAAUUUUUUUCUUAUGGUGCACCAACCCCAGGUUUUCCAAGAAUAUUCUUAUCAUGAUACUGAAUGUAUCCAGAGUAUUUUCAGAUUUCGUUAUCAACAAAUGUGGUGAAAAGUACAGUAAAUGGAAAAUUAACACAAAAUCAACAGUGUAAUGUUUGGAUUCUGUCUUGUCAGGUGAACUGUUGUGUUUUCGCAUAAUCUCUAAACUGUUCCCUUUUAAUUACUACCAUGGUUAUGCAUAUACUUUCCAUAUUUCGUCUGUAAGAAACAUUUCAAUUUAGCCCUAUCCAUAUAGGCCAAUUCCUAGGAGUGUAAGGGGUUAUUUUAUUGUUUUAGUUUUUUUACUUUUGGAUUAUGUGUGUAUUAUUGCUAGAUAUUGUUUUUGGAGCUAGAAACAUAAGCAUUUCGCUGCAGCUGCAAUUACAUCUGCAAAACUGUGUACGUGACCAAUAAUCUUUGAUUUGACCUUACCUCAGUAAAAUCUCUGUCACGUUUAUGACUGUUCAUAUAAUUGUACUAAAUCCUGAGGGGGUCUGUCUAACUGACAGGCCUGAACAGGACUGUAUUACAGUUCAUAUGGCCCAAACUCUUCAGAGUCAUUGCUAUAUUAUAAGUAUUAUAUCUGUAACUAUGCUGUACACUAGGAAAAUGUAUGUUUUACAGAUACAGCCUACCUGUGCUUUUAUACCACUAUAGCCAAGAAUAAAUGCUGUUUUUGCAAUAAAUGUGUUUAUAUUUCUAUAGGUUAUUACUUUGUUAUUAUGAUUUUACCAUGUACUUUCUAGGUAAAUAACUAAUUUCUGUACCGUAAAAUAAAAUGUUACCAAAUUCUUAGGGUAUUAAACCUAGCCUUCUUCUUGUUACAGGGGUCACCAAGGCUCUUCUUGCUGACCAAAAGCAACUUUGUACUGGCUGACCAGAAGACAGGCCAGGUGAAGGCCAGCGUGCCGCUGCCAGACCUCACCAGUGUUUCGGUCAGCACUCAGAGUGACGGCUUCUUCGCCCUCAAGCUCAAAGAGGUGAUGGAGGCAGGGAGUGUUACUCCAGCUGCACUGUGAUGCACUUACACAUGGACAUCAUCCAUCUAGCUAACUACCCAGCUGGCAAAGCUGGUUGAAAUUAACCUGCUUUGCUUGCUGCAUAACCACUGGUUGCAAACUGAUUCUAAUGAUGUCAUUUCAAACAGUUUCUAGUUGUAAUAAUAAAGUUCUGCUUCAUAACUUUUAAUUCAACAUUAAGGUGCUAAUCAUGGAAAGACUGGGUAGGCAUAUUGACUUUGAAAUUACUAACACUCCUCUCUGUGUUUUUACCCAUAGGGCUCUGCUUCAGCUGCCAAAGGUGACUUCUUGCUAAGCAGUGAGCAUCUUAUAGAGAUCAUCACCAAACUCCACCGCACAGGGACCACCGCUGCAGACGGGGACCAAAUCAACAUCAACAUCUCAGACGAGUAAGAACCGGAGACACGUCGCCAUGUUGACUUUACAUUGCAAUGCUGUUGUUUCCCUUUGUCAAAUCUUCGUCCCAGAUGUGUUUGUGACGUCUUGCCAACUGCUACGGUCAAUAUCACAUUUGCACAAACAGAUCUAGGAUCAGGCUAGUUAAAUCCCAGGAUGUGAUGUCAGAUGUUUCUAAUCAUACUUCCUCUUUAUCUCCAUGGCAGGUUCCUGGUGCAGUUCAAGCAGGACAAGGUGUGUGUCAAGUUCAUCCAGGGGGGGCCUAAGAAUGGCACCAGUGCUGCCUGCAAACGCAAGAACAACCGCCUACUGGAGGUGUCUGUGCCAUCAUCGCCAUAGAGACGACACAGCCUCCCUAAAUGGGUUGUCAUGACAGUUGACCAUCAACACCUAAACGCCAGCCCCGCCCCCGAUGACUGUGCAAUUACGCUACUUUUUGUUGUUGUUAUUUGUUCUCUUAUUUCCUCUAUUCUGAGUCAUUACAUCACUGUAAUAUUUAAAAGCGCUGCCACUUUUGGUAGAGAGUGAAAGACCCACAGGAUUGCAUGACGAUAGGGUUAUGAGAGAGAGAAAGAUGUUACUUUGUUUUACUUGUAUUGUUUUUAAAGAAGGGUGGUGGGUGAUGGAGUUGUCAAUGGAGCAUAAGAUAUCUACAGUCAGAUAAUGAUGAUGACAAUGAUGAUGAUUGUUGAGCUUGGUGAAGCUAAUAUGCAGGCUGUGUGGUAUGGUAUCAAAGACAGCCAUGCCAAGCCAUACCCAUAUUCAGAGAUCUCUAUAAAGGUCAAAGAAAGAAGGUAUUGACAAGUCACACCCCUGAACUAGCUUCAGGUCAUCGGCUUAUUUCUUCUGUUUGAACUCUGAAAUGGCAACUCUAAAGACCAACGAUGACCAGAGAGCUUUCAGGGUUGCUUAAAAUUUUUAUCUGAAAAUUAAAAAAAUUAUACAAUAUGACUGCACUUGUUAUGUUCACUCAGGUGAGUUAAAAUGAGAAAAAUAAUGAUGAAUAGUCAGAAUAUUGGCUGGGUUGUUUCUGUUUAUUGUUGUGCUUUGCUGACACCUACACAGCUGACAGUGGGUGGUCAAGUAGAAGAAUCAACACUUGUCAAAUGUGAUUUUGCCAAGUGCUCUAUCGUUAACCACUUAGUAUCCAUAACAAUUCCCAUCUGCCAUUGUCGGCCCCUUCGCUGUGUGGUGCAAUGACGUGUUACAUGUAUCAGUGUUGUCAUCUAGUCAGGUCUUGGCCUAAGUGAAAACCGAAAAGGUGAAUGGUCCCUACACCCAGUUUAUCAUUGUAAGGAAAUGCCCCAAAACAUUUUGAAGGGGGACUUAAUCAACCAGGACCAAUAUUUUAUUUGAUAACACACUGCACAUGUGAUCAAUAUUCAUUUCCUCACUUUCCAGUUGUCCUCAAAGUACAUCUCUUUUACUUUACAUCUCCAAGCUUUACUCAAUAUACAUGUAUAAAUCAUUAUUCUUAACUGUUAUCUUUUGCUAUGUGUAACUGAGCAGUGCAGAUCCAUAUCCUUAUAAAUGUCAUUACUCAGACAAUAAUUCAGUGGUUUGGCCCCUUAUGAAGGCUUGUGAUCGGUCGGAUGGACAGGAAGUUCCCAACCACCACAGGAAAUUAGAUGGACCCCAGGGUUCCCAAGCCUACCCUGCGCCCAGUUUUCAGCUAUGGGAUAGGAUUAAAUGCAUAGAAAUCGAAUAUAACGGCAGUCCCCAUUCAAGUCAAUCAUUCAUCCGUUCUAUUCAUUCUAUUUCUUUGCAUUUAAUCUUAGCCGAUAAGCGAAAUCCCAAUAGUUAACUUUUGAAAAAUUGGGCCCAGAUGACUAUCGCAGAUUCAAGGCUGGUCAGUCUUUUUAGAGCCACAAGGCUGCUUGUUUUCAAUGGCCCUCUUGUGUGAAAUUUAAGGGAAAUUAGCUAUUUGCCUGGAAUGCUGCCUAGGCUAGGCUACACAAGCUCAAGCAUUCCUCCUCCCUUUGGCCUGAGUAAAUUAGUAAAAGGACGCAGCAUGUCGACAGACAGGACACAAGAUUAAGUCCUACACUCUGACAGACGUUUCUCAGGCACAUGCUGUUGAGAGAAACACUCACUCACUGUCAUACACAUCAGCUGUACAUAGGCGAAGACGUAGACCCAGCAUAGAUAGAGUAUGUAGGGGUAAAUUAUAGUAUCCUUAUGCUAGUUCUCUUAUUGCUGUGUUGCAGAAAUAUCUAUUGUUUUUGCCAUUGCAAUGUGGGUGGUUACAUUUUUUGUAGCCCCACUCUGGCUAAUAAUAAAUGCAGUGUUUUUCUUGGGACUGACCCAAACAGUUUUCUGAGUGCAUAUGGCCAUAUAGUACAUUCUUGGGAAUUUUUUUCAGAAAUCUAACAAUCACAGCUUUACUGUCUACCUGUGUACAAACUUGAUAUACUUUAUACACACAAGCCAAUGUCCCUGAUCUUUGAAAUUUGAGCCCUAUAUUUGGAAGUAUAUUUAAUAUGAUAUUCUUUAUCAGGAGGUUUCGUAGGGGCUUUGUACUGUUGACUUCAAUGUGAAACCAUUGGGUUCUCUGGUGGUGGAGGUUGUAGCUCAGCCAAACUGCUCUAGAUCACAUUCCUAUAGAUUCUGCUGGGGUAUUUUCAUUUUAAGUUUUUGUAAUUUCACAGAAAAACCACAGGUGGACUUUGAGGAAUUAUUGUUUUUUCCUUGCACGGGGAGGAUGUUGAGCUGAAUAGAAGUAUAUUUGUUGCUUCUCAGUUCAGUUCUGUACAGUUUGAGAUUUCAAUGCAGUUUGCUACAAGGUUAACCCUCUCGCUCUUCAGUGAUUAUUUGAAGUAAAAGAUGAAAAUAGAAACGCAACAUGUUGUAUGCAUUCUUGUGUGCCUAAUGUAAGACCGAGAACAUGGAAUUAUUUCAAUAGUACUCAAUGUAACACACUUACAAGUAAUUUUUUGUAAUUAAAAAAGCAAUAAAUAAAUACUUUGAC